ACCAAUGGUGUACAAGUUAGUGUGCUGUCAGCCAGCUCGCCAGCAUCUUCUCUAAACAAGGAGAGCUGAGAAGGAAGGCUUUGUGGAAUUCUUCUUUCCCCUGGAUGGGAUAACUCUGACCCCUCUCAGCCUGGGUCACAGCCACAUUAUUCUAGUCAGGCUGCAGAUCUCUAGGUGUUCUGUCAGGAGCAGGGGGUGUCCUCCUUCUCUAAGGCACUAUAUAUUACAUCUAUAUAAAGGGACUAGAAUUAAUCAGAAUCCCAACAGGGAGCUACUGUCCCAAGGAGAGAGUGAAGAGCUGGGACUCAGGCACCAUGGGAGCUGCUACCUCGCAGGUCAGUGAAAAGACCAAGGAAGAGCAAGCUGAGAAGCAGGAAGAUCUUGAGAAAAAUGUGCCCAGUGUGGAUGCAGCAAGUGAAGGUGCCCCUGAGCUUCUUCAUAAGAAUGGUCAGAUUGCCAUCAUCAAUGGCACUACGGAAGGAGGAGGAGAAGAAGAAGAGAUAGUAGCUGGGAUACUGGCUGAGAAUAUAAAUGGCAUUAUUGAAGAAAAUGGUGUUCAAAAUGUGGUAGAAGAAGAUUACUCAGCUUCAACACAAAAUGAAGAGCCAGCUGAAAACAUGGAGGUUGUUCCCAGUGAAGCUACUCAAAAAAUUGAAAUAAAGGAACAGGACCAGGAUGAAGCUCCAGAAGCCACAAAUGCAACUUCAGAUGAAAAAGAAGAAUCACCAGAGCAAACCAAUGAAACCCAGUCCAAUGAAGUUGGAUUUAAAAAGGUUUUCAAAUUUGUGGGCUUUAAAUUCACUGUGAAAAAAGAUAAGGUUGAAAAAUCUGAACCUGUACAGCUGUUAACAGUGAAACAGGAGAAGGUAGAAGUGAAUGGCACAGAAAAUCAUGAAAAGCAAAAUGAUGUUAGUGAUGAAAAUGUGCUGGAGACAGAAGAGACCAAAGAAGAGGAGAAACAGUCAGAAACAGUAGUUGAACCAGUAGUAGAACCAGCAAUUCAAACAUCUGAGACUCAAGAAGAGGUUUCUGGGGAAAAGCCAAAAAGUGAAGAAGAAACUAAAUUAGAAAAAGAACAGGUCAAAACACCAGAAUCUCCAACCAACCCACUUGUUGUUGAAACAUCUUCCCCACUAAAGAAAUUUUUUGCACAGGGUUGGGCUGGACUAAGAAAAAAGACGAGCUUCAGAAAGUCAAAGGAGGAGGAUCAUCAGGAAGUAGAAAAGCAUAUUAUAAGUGAAGAACAGGAAAAAGCUGAAUCUCAAGCCAAAGAGGAAGCUGGGGAGAACCAAAUAAUAGUCAAUGGUGAAACAUUACCAAAGGAUGCAAGUGAAACUGAAGAAUUAAAGGCAUCUGUCGAUAAGGAAACUCAGCCCAACACCAUUGAAUUAGCAAAGCCAGAAGAAUGCCCAGCUGAUGAACUGUCAGUUCCCAAAGAAGACAUUAAACAAGAAAAUGUAGAAAUAUGUGAAGUAUCUGCCACACAAAGUAUAGAAACUUCUGUUGAAGUAGUCAAUGCUGUUCCAGUGCCAACUGAGUUUAGUGAACAAAAGAAAGAAGCUGACACUACAGAAGAUAAAGAUGUAAGCCAAAUUACAGUAGUCAGCACUUCUAUUGCUAAUACAGAGGAAGUAAAGGAAACACUUUCAGAAAUGGCACCUGACACUGAAGUCACCUGUGACAAAGAUAACAAAGAAACAAAUGCUGAACAGGCCCAGGCAGCUAUAAACACAGAGAGGACAGAAGCUGAAAUAUGUCCAGAACCUAUAAUGACAGAAACUGAACUGUUGUCAUCACAAGAAAAAGCUAAACUACAAGGUAGCCCUUUAAAAAAGCUUUUCAGUGGAACUGGUUUAAGGAAACUCUCUGGAAAGAAGCAUAAAGGCAAGAAGGAAGAUGACACUAAGACAGAAGUUACCUUAGAGGUACCAAUAUCAUCAGACAUGCCUGAAGGAGAUGGAGACAAUACCUCACCUUCUUCUCCUGAGGAGUCAGCUGAGACCUCACCCACAGAAAAAGUGCCAGAAGAUGCUCUACAGGCAGUAGAAACAGAAGGUGAUGGGGCCACAUCUGAUGGGGAGAGAAAAAGAGAGGGUAUUACACCAUGGGCAUCAUUUAAAAAACUAGUCACUCCUAAAAAACGACCCAAAAGACCAUCAGAAAGUGAUAAAGAAGAAGAAGUUGAAAAGAUAAAGACUUCUACUAUGUCCUCUACUGAGAGUGCUGGUUCAGUUGAGAAUCAAGAAGAAGCCAAAGAAAAUGGUGAAGAACAAAAACUUGAAAAAAGUACAGAAGAAAAUAAGAAAAAAGUUGACAACUCAGUGUCAUGGGAAGCAUUAAUCUGUGUUGGCUCAGCUAAGAAAAGAGCACGAAAGACAUCUGAUUCAGAUGAGGAAGAAACACAAAAAAACAUUGAAGAGAAUAAAAAAAUAGAGGAAGAUGUUGAUAAAAGUAAAGAAUGUGAACCAGAAGGCCCUAUUGUUAGCUCACAAGAAAAGGAACAAGUAAAUGAUAGCCCCUCACCAGACCAAGCAACAAGCCCUGCUGAAGGAGAUGCCGGGUCAACUUGGCAGUCCUUUAAAAGACUGGUUAUUCCAAGGAGAAAAUCGAGAACCAGGGCAGAGGAGAAAACUGAAGAGACUGCUGUAGUGUCUAAUACUGAACAGCCAACUUCAGAUGGGGAGGCUGGAAAGGAAGAAGGAUGGGUAUCAUUUAAAAAACUAAUCCCUGGGCGUAAAAAGAAAAAAUCAGAAGGCAAGCAGGAACACGCUGCAAUAAGUGAUGCUGGAAAAUCAGUAGAAGGAUGUGAGGCAAUGGAGGAUGAUUCUGAUGUGCCGGCAGUAGUUCCAUUGUCUGAAUUUGAUGCAGCUGAGCAGGAAAAGCGUGAAGCCCAGCAAACUGAAGAUGCUUUGACUGAUGUCUCAAAAGAUGAAGCAAAAACACCAGAGAAUACCUCUGAAGACCUUAUUCAUGCAAUUACUGUUACUGUUGUUGAGGGAGAGAGAGCUGUUACCAGUCUGGAAGAUAGGGCCCCCUCUUGGAUAAGUGCAAGUGUCACAGAUACUGUUGAGCAAGCAAAUGAACUUACAGAGCCCAGUACAAAAGAAAGAAUAAAGUCUGAAGUUACAGUAGAAGAAGCUGUUAUUUUUGGUGAAGUUUCACAGAUGGUAGGAUCCGGAAACACUAUAAUAAAUGAGGUGGAAUUAACUUCCGAAGCUCUAACUGCUCUUGAAGAAGCAAUUGAAUAUUCAUGUGCUGAAGAGACAACAGAAAUGAUAUCUGCUGCUUCACAGUUAGGUGACUCAUUUACCCCCACAGAAGAAGUUACACCUGUUCCAGAGGAAGAUGAGGGUAGCCAGAGUUUGGAUGUGCCAGAUCAAGUCCUCAAUGAGGCUGCAGAAUUGGCAGAGCAGUCUACUCAAGCUUUGGUUGAAAAACAGGUUGAAGAAAGUACCUGCAUUUCUGCUGAAGAGCAGGGUAUAGAAAGCACCCUUACUUCAGCUGAGCAGAUUGAAGAAUGCACCACUGUAUUAGCAGAAAGUCAUGAUCAAAAGGACACCUCAAUUUCAGCAGCAAUUAAAUCAGUGAUAGAAAAGGAUGGGGCUUACUUAAUUUCUGUUGUGGAACACAUUAAUGAAAUUCCUGUCAUUUCAGUUGAGCCUGCAGAUCAGGCUGAUACAGAUGCCCCAGUAGCCACAAAGGAAUAUCUUGCAGAUUCUGUUUUGCUUGAAGAGGCAAGAGAGGAAACAAGUGUUGGUUCAGCUGAAGUAAAAGUUGGUGAAAGCCAUGCUGAUAAAAUAGCUGAUACUGCAGAGGAACAGGAUGAAAGUGCUCAUAUUUUGUCUGAAAAUACGGUUGAAGAAUGUGCCAAUGUUUCCAUAACAUCACAAGAUAAUGAGCCUGUUCCUGCAAAAUACAAUUUUAAGGAAGUCACACCUAUUUCAAAAGAAGUUGAGGCUCCUCCUGUAAAAGAGCAUGUCUUAAAUUACUUAAUUUCUGCUGUUGAGCAAGUAGACAUUGCACCUGAGAAGACUGUUGAAGGAAAUACUCAAAUCUUGGAACAGGAGCUACUAAAAGAAUUGAGUGAAGAGCAAUCUAACAUAAGUGCCUCUACUGUUCAUGAAGAGCAAGUUAAAGAAGUUGCUUUAAUAUCAGAUGAGCAAGAAACCCUGGAACAUCCAUACGCUUCAGAUGAUUUAGAAUCUAAAGAAGGAGCUAUCUUUUUAGCAGAGGAGCAGGUUGAAGAAAGGUCGGACAUUUAUGUAAAGGUUACAGAAAGUGCCGUGAUUUUUGCUGACAAGAAAGAAAAUGAAAGUACUUUUGUUUUGACUGAAACACAGACUGAUGAAAGUUCACAAAUUUUUGUAGCAACACAGGCAAUAGAAAGUGUUUCUGUUUUGAAAGAGGAGUUGGCAACAGAAAGUGACCCUGUGGUGCCAGUGGAGCAGGCUAACAAUAUUGCCACAGCUGCCAAGGCUGCCAUUAAUGCUUCAAGUGAAGAUGAAAAGCAAAUUUCAGAAUGUUCAACAGUUAUGUUUGAUGAACAUACAGAGAAAGAACAUGUUGCAGAAAGUCCCACACAUGUUACUACAACACUUACCGCAGAAAUUGCUUCUGUAGCUGAACAGGAUGCUGUGAAGGAAGAACAAUAUGCAGAAUACCCCCACAGUAUGGCAGGUUUUAGUGAUUCCCCGGUUUCAGAGAGUCCCCCCGCUCUGACUAUAGAGCAGACCAUGGAAGUCACCACUCCAGCUGAGGGACAUGAUAAAGCAAGCACAACUGAUGAUGAAGAUAAGAAGGCUACAGAAAGUAUUUCUGUCGUACCUGAAGAACAGGAAGUAGAAAGUCUAAACACUGAUGUUGAAGAGCAGGAUUUAGAAAGUGCCAUUGCUGCAGGUCUAGAACAAGUUGCAGAAAGUGCCAGCACUGCAGGCGAGGAGCAGACUAAAGAAUGUGCCCCCACUGUGGAUGAGCUGCAGGUUGCAGAAUGUGAUACUAUAAAUGUUGAGGAAUUAAGUGAAGAAAAGGCUUCUGCUGCAUCUUUGGAGCACCAUGCAGAAACUUCCUCUGUUGAAAAGUUGGUUGGUGAAUGUCCAAGUACUGCCAAAGAGGUACAGGUUACAGAGAGUGCCACCCUAGUUACUGAUGAGCAGCUUGCAGAAGUUGCCGCUGAGGAGCAUGCUACAGAAAGUGCCGUGAAUCUUGCUUUGGAGAAAACUGAAGAAAGUGCUACUACUUUGGCAAAGGAAUCUGGGGAAAGUCUUCCUCUUGCAUUUGAGGAGUGUGAUGCAGUAAGUGCCCCCAGUUUGGCUGAGGAUCAGGCUGAAGAAAGUGGCAGCACAAUUGUUGAGGAACAAACUGAAAGUGUCUGUGUUGCUGAAUUGGAACAGGCAGAUGGAACUGCCAUUUCUGAUUCUGACGGACAGAUUGCAGCUUCAGUAGAUGAAAAGCACUCUGCAGAAAGUGUCUCUGCUGAAGCUGAGGAGGAGGCUACAGAAAGUGUCACCCUUUCUGCUGAUGAACAAACUGCAGAAGGUAUCACCCCUGCGACUGUAGAAGACACAGCAGAAAGUGCUAUUUUUGCUGUUGAGGAGGAGACUGCAAAAUGUGCAAUCAGUGUGGCUAAGGAAUCAUAUGAGAAAAGUACCUCUACUAUAGCUGAGGAAAGUUCCACUGCUGUAGAUAAAGAGCAAGCUGCAGAAAGUGUAACACCUGUUGCUGUGGAGCAUAUUGAAGAAAUGAUCCCUGCUGCUGCUACUGAAGAGCUGGUUGAAGAAAACUUUAGUGUUGAGGAACAGUCUGCAGAAGCUAUUCCCUUGGUGACUAAAGAAAUAGCUGAAGAAACUGCUUCUGCUGCAUUUCAGGAGGAGGCCACUGAUAGUGCUACCGUUGUUGAUAAUGGACUAGGUGCAGAAAAUGCCAUGAGUACUGCUGAAGGCUUGGCUACAGACACUGAGACACCUGCUACUGAGGAACAAGUUCCACAAGAUGUUACCGCUGGUUCUGAGGAGCAAACUGACCAAAGUACCAUCUCUUGUACAAAGGCGCUGACUGCAGAAAGUGUUACCAGUUUAACUGAGGAACCAGCUGCAGUAUGCAUGGCUGCUCCAGUUGAGGAGCAGGCUGUAGGAAUUGUUACUGCUGUUGCUGAUGAGCAGGCUGGAGAAAAUGCCACUACUCCUACAGAGGAACAGGCAGUAGAAGUCACUGCCAAUGUAACUAAGGAAAGUGCCCCUGCUGAAGUUGAAGUACAGGUAAUAGAAAAUGCCUCUGCUGAAGUUGAAGUACAGGUAAUAGAAAGUGCCUCUGUUAACACUGAGGAGCAGUCUUCAGAUAUGGAACAGAGAGUGGAAAAUUACUCAGAGGCUGCCCCUGAAAAAGAUGCAACUGAGAAGGAAGUAAUUAUCCUAGAUGAAGAAAACACUAACGCAAAUAAUAAAGCAUUGACUUUUAGUGCUGAUAUGGAUGCUCCAUGUUCUGUAGAUCUGAAUGAUGUUGUAGAACAGCAAGAGGACAAUGUUGUUAUGACUGUGGAAAAGACACCUGAAGAAAUGGUUGAUGGAAGAGAUCUUGCAUAUCAAGUCCCCCAGACUGUUAAUGAAACCAUCCCUUCGGUUGCAGAGGAGCACAGUAUGCAAAACAUGUUGGUAAACAUAUCAGAGGAAUUAACCCUAGACUCUGUUGUGUUGGCAGAGAGCCUUGAAUCUACUGCUCUUCACGUGCCACAGGAGGAAGUCCCAGUGUGUGAACAAGAGACUGUGCCAGAACCAACAAUCUAUUCAAUGCCUGUUGAACAACAAUCAACCACUGUGACUGAGGAUACUGUGAUCACAAAUAUCCCAGAGUUUGAAAGUUCUGAGGCUAUCAAAGCAUGUGAGACAGUUAAUACUGCAGCUGUACAAGAGCAGAUUUUAGCAGAAACUGUUGUGCCUAUUGAGAUUUCAGCAGAUACCACAGAAGCUUGUGAAACCGCAAAAGGUGCAGAUGACCUUAGUGAGACGUCUGGGGCUCUACAUACAGUGGUACAGUCUGUAUCUCAGAAAGCAGCAGCUAUUGUUGAUGCCGCAAUUGAAGCAGCUGCAAGCUGUUUGGUUGUAGAGGCUGCCACCACUACUUUAGAGCAAAAUAUAGCAGAAAAUGGUGUUUCCAUUCAAGAAGCUGUCUCGGUAUGCACAGAAGAAAAUGCUAGUGAGGACAACCUUGUUCAAACCAUUACUAUCAGCACUAUCAGCACAGUACAGAUUACUGAAACAUCAGUGGAAAAAAUUGAACAAAUAACUGAGGAUGUUCACAUUGGGGAUGAAGUUCAGGAAUUUCAGCAUGAAGAACACAAGCAUAGUUUAGAGGUUGAAGAGAUUGUACCUGUUUCUGCUCAGGGUACAGAAGUAGUAGUGACGGCUGAAGAGAGACAGGGUUUGCAGGAAACAGCAGCACCUGAAUCUGAACCCACCACAGUAGCCAGUGCUACUGGGUUACAUGAUGGCUGUGCCUUGCAAGAAGAGCAUAAAGAAACCACACCUGUACACACACAUGAGGAAUCUUUAAAACCUGCAGACAGUGAGUGUACAGAGCAAAUGACUGUGCAGAUUACACAUACUGAAAGUGAAUUAAGUAUGUCCAUCAGCAAACCUGUAGAAGAAAUUGUCUCUCAGGACAGUGCUGAGUUGAACACACAAGCAGACUCACAGACUGUGGAAUCCUGAGACAAAAGCUCUCCCACAUCAAGUAACAUUGAUGAAACCAGAACCUGAAAGCUGCUUGUGUUGCCAUUAACACAGAAUGUGUAACCAGAUAAAGGCGUCUUCCAAAGAUCCUGGAUUAUAAGAACACCAUCCAUCUGACCUCCCCUUAAUGGAAUGUACAUUGUUUAGACAAUCCUGAGGUGUCAUCAGGAGCUUCAGACAGAAUUGUUCUUUACUCCUAAAUACAAUUUUUAUUUGAGGGCCAAAAUGUAAGGAGUGAUCAAAAGAAUAAUCAUUAGCCAGUCAAGGCUAUAAAAAGAUUGUAGGGUGUCAAAAACCUGAAAUGGUCCAAUGAUUAUUCCAAAACUGGAGUGGGAAAAGAUAUGUAUUUAUGUGUAUAUCUCAUUUUACUGUAUAUUUUCUUUUCAGUUAUAUUAAGGAGGAAGAACACAGCAAACAGGUGAAUGCAGUUUAGCAGAGUCUAUACGCAUGAGUUUUGUAUUAUUACCACCACUGUCCCUAGAACAUCUCUGUUUAUAUUUAGCAAAAUAUACCAUUGGACUUUAUUUGCCUAACAAAAACGUUUGCUGCCUUUCUUCCUCCAUUAACAAAAUUUCUGGUUUAAGGAAAUAGAAGUAGAAGUUAUUGUUUACCGUGACAUUUAAAUUAUUACCCAAAAUUACUAUAAAUAAUACACCUAUAUUAAGUGCACUAUAAAGUUUAUUAAGACACCUGCUUUUCUUUUCUGUAACAGGUCACAUACCUGAACUGUGUGCGUUCGGUUUCCCCUACAAACCAAUGAGAUAGAGGGGACUUGUUUUUGUUUUUUCUUUUACUUUUUUUUGUUAAACGUGUUAUAUGUUUUACUGUCAUCUGGUUCUUACAAAAUGUGAAAAUUCUGCAAACUUUAGUUUUUACAGAAUAUGUUUAGUCUGAGUGGACCCCUCUUGCUGCCCAACAGGUUUUAAAAAUGUGUUUUCAUUCUGCUUAUGUACAUAUUGCUCAGCUGUGAUUUAUAAACACCAUAUGGUUAAAUAAAGCCCUUGCUUUUACCAUG
Molecule: messenger RNA, 8739 nt
Organism: Xenopus tropicalis (tropical clawed frog)
Lineage: Eukaryota; Metazoa; Chordata; Amphibia; Anura; Pipidae
Gene: akap12
Product: A-kinase anchoring protein 12
Exons: 4
Coding region: 315-7703 (2462 amino acids)
Biological process (GO): regulation of protein kinase C signaling; cAMP/PKA signal transduction
Cellular component (GO): membrane
Molecular function (GO): calmodulin binding; protein kinase A binding
Source: RefSeq, a predicted model, not a curated record